Messenger RNA from Lineus longissimus, 3290 nucleotides. RefSeq names its product glycerate kinase-like. The record is from RefSeq and is a predicted model, not a curated record. The transcript has 5 exons. NCBI's taxonomy places the organism in Eukaryota, Metazoa, Nemertea, Pilidiophora, Heteronemertea, Lineidae. Gene Ontology annotation, molecular function: glycerate kinase activity. Gene Ontology annotation, biological process: protein phosphorylation. The coding region runs from base 223 to 1932 and encodes 569 amino acids. Gene Ontology annotation, cellular component: cytoplasm.
ACCUUUGGGGAAGCCCUUCUGGAAAUUUUCACAAAAUUGGAAAGUAGCAGAAAGGAAAAUCAGUGCAGAUUUCUUGUGGCAUCCUGACAAAUCAAUUGUUUCAUAUAUCUUGAAAGACGGAUCGUCAAUUGAUGAUAUGAUUGAAGAACAGCUGCCAAUUAUAUGUAAAUGUUGAAGAAAUUGUAGAAUGACCAUUAGUUUAACCUCCCAUCAAUGGUCUAGAUGCCUCCACUAAUGCUGCCAAGGAUGUUUGCUGCACUACGGAAACCAUUUCUUCUUUCGCCUUGCAUUCUACACAGAAGUUAUGCUGCAACAGUGUGGCCAACAUCAACUACUGGAAUAGCUUCCCUCUUAUCCAAAAGUAUGCCAGAUGAUAGCUUGAAGAAACAUUGCCAAAUGGUAUUUGAAAGUGGUGUCAAGUCAGUCCUACCUAAACAAAUGGUGUUUAACAAUUUAAAGAUAGAGGAUGGUGUGAUGACUGUUCAGGAUCGUGAAUAUUCGCUGGAGCGUAACGUCUAUGUUGUGGCCUUUGGUAAAGCUGUUAUCGGAAUGUGUCGCGCUGUGGAUGAUAUGUUGAGGGAGCACAUUGUCCAAGGAGUUGCUAGUGUCCCCUUGGGUAUCCAGGAGACGUUCGGUCAGUGUGGAAAACAAGAGUUUCUACUAGAGCCAGGGAGUAAGAUUCAAGUUUUCGAAGGUGCUCAGAACAAUCUCCCCGAUGCCAACUCCCAUGCCACUGCCAUCAAGAUCCACAAAUUAGCCCAAUCACUUACAGAGAAUGACUUGUUGCUUGUACUUAUUUCUGGUGGAGGGUCGGCUCUGCUGCCUGCCCCUAUUCCUCCGAUAAAACUUGAAGAGAAGGCCAGCGUUACCAAGCUAUUGGCUAAGAAUGGUGCUAAUAUACAUGAACUCAACACAUUGAGGAAACAUCUAAGUCUGCUGAAGGGAGGUGGCCUGGCAAAUGUGGCCUAUCCAGCCAAUGUGGUGUCCCUGAUUCUCUCCGAUGUCAUUGGCAACCCCCUGGACCUUAUUGCCAGUGCCCCGACUGUACCAGACUCGUCAACUGCUCACCAGUGCCUUGAUUUGCUGCAGACCAUGAAACUGGAAGACUCCAUCCCAGCCUCGAUAAAGAAAGUAUUGAGACAACAAGAUGAGGCCGAUCGUGACAACAGUUCUCUGCCACAUUUAAAGAAAGGUGCUCAGAAAGUGGACUUUAGUCAUGUACAAAAUGUAAUUGUUGGCAGCAAUUCUAUAGCUGUAAAAGCAGCGAAGAAGACUGCUGAAGGUUUAGGGUAUACAGCCACAGUUUUGACAACUACUUUAGAUGGCGAGGCGCAGAAGGUCGGAGUCAUGUUGGCACGGUUGGCCAAGUUUGUCUGUUUGUGCCAUAAGAAUAAAGCUGCGCCUAAUUCUGCGGGUAAAGAGCUGACAAAGAGUGAAAUAAGUCUGUUUUCCUCUGGAUUUGAGAAAACUUGUUCGAAUGAGUUGGCAAGAUUGGCAGCCGAGGCCGUCAUGCACGAUACUCCCAUCUGUAUCAUAUGUGCAGGGGAGACCACUGUGCAGGUACGCGGGAAGGGGGUGGGUGGCCGCAACCAAGAAAUGGCCCUGGCAAUGGGAAUAGAAAUGAAUGAGAUUUUCCCGCUGUCCAAUUUGAGUGAGAGUUAUAGUGUCGAAUUCCUUAGUGCCGGCACUGAUGGUAAGGAUGGGCCUUGUGACGCAGCGGGAGCUUUUGCUGAUCCAAGCCUGUACCGGCGGGCGGAGCAAGAGGGGUUAAACACCUACAAAUAUCUGAACGAAAAUGAUUCAUAUAACUUUUUCAAGGUGCUAUCUAAGGGAGCUGACCACUAUGUAACGGGUCACACUGGUACUAAUGUAAUGGAUGUACAGAUUUUGCUCAUUAAGCCUGUGCAAACUCAAACUAAUACGAAACAUUGAUUGAAAAAGAGAAACAAGUAAAACAGUGUAUAAACAAAAUACUGCACCAGUGUGCAUAUAGUAAAAAUAACCGGGUUGUGAGCACUGCUUUGAUAAAGAAACCGUGACAGCCCCACUGUUUCUGUGUGAGUUACUGAAAAUUCUCUCCUCUCUCAAGCAUGUCCCAAAGCGGGCAGAAUUGUAUCGGGAGUACCCAGGUAUCCAAGGGUUUUACUGUGUAAUCUGCUGGCCACUUUCAUGUAGGCCACAGCUUGGUUUCUGUGCUUAUUUAGUGCAUCUUGCAUUAACUCUCUGCACAUUGUGCAUAUUAGUGAAAAGUUGUUCGACUGAUGCAUAUUUACAUUAUGUAAUCACUUGGAAAAUGGAAAAAAACUGGGUGUAUUGCUCACUUCAAACUUGUUAGUCAGGUUUGGUACCUGUGUUGUCCAAUCUAGGGACAUUAUUAAGCGGCGUCUUAUGUUCUUUGCCCUGUAUCUAAGUCAGCUCUAUCGGUAUACUUGUAGAGCAUUGCCAUUUUACAUAAUCUACCUUUUGUUCUUCAUGUACGCACAGCCACAUAAAAUGUGAGAAAAAAUCUUAUAAAGUUGUUUAGGCAGCUAUUUCAUAGACUUGUGGUGAUUUUGGGAUGAUUUUAUUUUUGUUAUUGCAGUACUGUACCUUGUGUAGGCUUUGUAUUCAAAAUGUAGUUUCAGUAAGAACAGCUUUUCAUGUUGUUGUCCCUUAGAAUAUAAUCAGUUUAGAAACAUCCAAAGCUGGUGGUGGUAAUGACAAAGGCCAAAGUUUGGGCGAGGAUGCCAGUGCUGCUGAUGAUGAUGGAAUACAUACAUGCCAGUGGCAAUCGAGCACAAAAAACAUUAAGUCCUACAUGUUUCAAUUUAUGAAUAAUAUUGUAAAUAUUGUUAUUGUAUUUCGAAUUGAUCAGUUUACCGCUUUGAAGGUUGCACGAUGCAAGAUAACUGUAAUUUUAAUUUGUUGCCUUCAAUGUUGGUAGGCAUUUGAUCGCGAGCUGUAUGCGAUGACAUUACCUCCUACAUUUCUCAUUUAAGAAGUGGGUGUUAAACAUGGUCGAUUCAAAAGGCCUAAUACCUUGUGUUUUAAAUGAGGUGGGCCUGUAAAAAUUAUGACACAAACUUUUCUGCCUUUCUGUUGAUCAUUCAUUUCAUCACGAAAUCGGAAGUUAUUUUGCCUUUCGAUGGGGCCAUGUUUUAAUUAAAACCAUGUACAAAUGCAUUCAUGAUAUUCCACGGUCAGGCUUAGUUGUUAACUAGUGUUUAAAAUAUAUUUUGGAGAGGCAGUUGAUGUUAUCAAGGAUAGAUAAAAAUUAAUCGACAAAAUACAAAUCUCAAAUUAUGCUUUCA